AUGGGGUCCAUGCGGACUGCGGGGAAGCCAAAGCCAUGCCUUCCUCCCCACGCAGGUGCCUGGGUGGCCCCGGCCUCACGGCCCGGUCCGGGCGACCUGUCAGCCCUGCGAGUGCCGGGAGGCCGCCCCCAGAGCGCAUCCCCUGACUCGCCCGGCCGCCCCGGCCCCCGCGCCCAACGCCUGCCUCCCGCCCGCCGCGCGGCCCUCGGGAUGUGCGGGGAGACAAAGCGCCGGGCCCCACCACAGCCCCGCGGGCGGGAGGGGGGCGCCCCCGGGGGCCCGCGCCGCGGCCGGGGCUACGGGGCCAGGGCCCGCGCCGCGUCUCCCGCCCCUCCGCCGGCUCCCCGCACAAAAUGGAGCCGGCCCGGGAAGCCGUCGAGAGCGGGGCCCCGACGCAGCCCCGCGGCCCCUCCUCGGCCUCGGGCCCGGAGCUCAACGGCGGCGAGCGGGAGGCGGCCUGGCCCGCGUCCCGCCGCUCCUCAGCCCGGCGCACAAAGAGCCGCGCCGCGGCCCCGCGCCCGCUCCCCGGCCCGGCCCGCUGCGGGAGCGGCCUCGCAGGCGCGGGCCCCGGCCCCGGCCCGCGCGGGAGGGCGGGAGGCGAGUGCCCCCGGCCGCGGCGGCGUUGGCGGCGGGGACGGCGCCGGGAGGAGACGGACAUUUCAUUCGAGCUAAAGUGGAGUCGGUUUAGGAGCGAUCAUUGGCCGAAGCGAGACACAAACCUCCAAUGCAGCCCUGGUUGGCUCCCGUCUCCAAUCGGCUGUUUGGUUGGACAGAAAAUGGCUGCGAAGGAACCAGUCCCAGCGCGGAGCUCCGCUUCCAGGACUCGGCCUCCCCUCCCUCCGCCGCGGGCCGCUUCCCUCGGCGCGACAC
Messenger RNA from Macaca mulatta (Rhesus monkey), 870 nucleotides. The record is from RefSeq and is a predicted model, not a curated record. NCBI's taxonomy places the organism in Eukaryota, Metazoa, Chordata, Mammalia, Primates, Cercopithecidae.